Molecule: messenger RNA, 2358 nt
Organism: Theobroma umbraticum
Lineage: Eukaryota; Viridiplantae; Streptophyta; Magnoliopsida; Malvales; Malvaceae
Source: RefSeq, a predicted model, not a curated record
UUGAAGACUCAUUUGGUGCCACUCAGAGACCAGCUUCAUCGAAGCAACACCAUGAAACCCAAAGCACUUUUCAGUUUCUUUCUCCGUUUCUUCUUCACCUUGCUGUGUACGGCGGCGGAGCAUGAACCUCGAAGCAGAAGCAGAAGCAGCAUAGUUUUUACUACACUUGGCAGAUCAGAUUAUGCUUGGGACAUCUUCACUCUCCCAACUUUGGAUUCACCAAACCCUUCUAACGAACUUCAGAUUACGGACGGUGAAUCGGUUAAUUUCAACGGCCACUUUCCGUCAGCCUCAUCGUCCUCCAUCCUCUCGCUCCUCCACAAUCGAAGCCUUCUUCAUCCUCCGGGUCCACCAGCUCCGGCGCCGCUCCAGCUCAUCUACGUCACGGAACGAAGCGGGAUGUCAAAUAUUUACUACGACGCACUUUAUUGCGAUGCGCCGCGAAGCACCAGAUUAAGAUCGGCCCUUGAACUUCCCGUCCGAGUUCAAGCUCCUUUGUUGGGUUUAGAGGAAAGCAAGAAUCGGAUUUCGAUGAAAGAUAGGCCGAGUUUGAGUGGGGAGAAUUUGAUUUACGUGUCAACACAUGAGGACCCGGGUCAGCCGAGAACGAGUUGGGCUGCUGUGUACUCGACUCAGUUGGGAACUGGUGUUACUCGGCGGCUCACUCCUUAUGGAAUCGCCGAUUUUAGUCCCGCCGUGUCUCCUUCUGGGGUUUGGACAGCUGUGGCUUCGUAUGGAAGCAAAGGGUGGGAUGGGGAAGUGGAAGAACUGAGCACUGAUAUUUAUGUUUUCUUGACUGGGGAUGGGUCUCAGAGAGUAAAGGUUGUUGAACACGGUGGGUGGCCAUGUUGGGUUGAUGACUCGACUCUGUAUUUCCACAGGAGAAGUGAAGACCAGUGGAUAAGUGUUUAUAGAGCGAUUUUGCCUAAAGGUAAACUGGUUUCUACUGAGUCAGUGACGAUUGAACGAGUCACGCCACCGGGUGUGCACGCGUUCACGCCAGCUACUUCCCCAGGUAAUCAUAAGUUCAUAGCAGUAGCUACGAGAAGACCCAAUUCGAGUUUUCGCCAUAUAGAGCUGUUUGACCUUGUUAAACGCGAGUUUAUCGAGCUCACUCGGCACGUUUCUCCUACAACUCACCACUUAAACCCGUUUUUAUCACCCGACUCAGCCCGAGUUGGGUACCAUAAGUGUAAGGGAGAAAGUAAUGGAAGAAAAACUCCCCAGUUAUUGCUUGAAAACGUUCGAAGCCCAGUACCAAAUCUCUCUCUUUUCAGAGUCGAGGGUUCAUUCCCUUCUUUCUCACCGGCGGGUGACCGUAUAGCCUACGUGGAUUUCCCGGGUGUUUAUGUCGUGAACCGGGAUGGUUCGAACCUGCGCCAGGUUUUCCCGUUGAAUGCUUUUGCAACCGCUUGGGACCCGAUUCGUAAAGGAAUUGUAUACACCAGCGCUGGACCGGAGUUCGCAAGUGAGAGAACCGAGGUUGAUAUUGUAGCCAUCAACGCUGACGAUGUUGACCAAUCAAAGUUUAAGAGGUUGACCAAUGAUAGUAAAAAUAACGCAUUCCCCUCGCCAUCGCCCGACGGAAAAUGGAUUGUGUUCAGGUCGGGUCGCACGGGUCACAAGAACUUAUAUAUAAUGGAUGCGAUCGACGGGGAGGCGGGCGGGCUCCGGAGAUUAACGGAGGGCCCGUGGACGGAUACGAUGUGUAAUUGGUCACCCGACGGUGAUUGGAUCGCUUUUGCUUCGGAUCGAGACAACCCGGGUUCAGGGAGUUUCGAGGUGUAUCUGAUCCACCCCAAUGGCACGGGUUUAAGGAGGUUGGUUAAGAGCGGGUCAUCCGGGCGGGCCAACCACCCGUCAUUUAGUCCGGAUGGAAAGUAUGUGGUAUUUACUUCGGAUUAUGGGGGGUUAUCAGCUGAGCCAAUCUCAAACCCACAUCACUAUCAACCUUACGGUGAGAUAUUCACGAUAAAAUUGGACGGCUCUGAUUUGAAGAGGCUGACUCACAAUUCUUAUGAAGAUGGGACCCCCACGUGGGCUCCAUCGUACAUUAAUCCAGUUGAUGUGGAGGGGCCGAAGAGGCGCCACUGUGCUUUUGAGGACUGUCAUUGGCUCAAUGAAAUGCCAGGCGGUGCCACUAGGGUGGAACCAUUGGAGUCAACCAAGCCUCAGUGCGGUGCAUGAUUCCAAGCUUUUCUUGUGUAUAAAUAGAAUAAUUAUGUGUUUAGGUAUUGUAAAUUUGUUUGAUGGAAAUAGUUUUGGGCACCAUUUAAAUAUUUGUAACUCUUUGGUGCCCUUUUUGUGUAAUAUGGUUGAGAAAAAUAAUGAGCUUAUGUCCCCAUGGUCGUAUAACUA